AUGUCGUCAGGCCUCGACAAAAGUGAUGAGGUGCAUGGCGAGAAGGCCGCCAUUGAGCAAUCCGAGGUUUUGGUCAAAUCGGAUCUCAUGACCGAUGCCUUCGAUGGCGAGAACCGUGAACAUGAGAUGACUACGUGGGCGGCCAUGAAGAGCCAUCCCUGGGCUUGUUUAUGGGCAUUUACCAUGUGCUUCACUAUCGUCAUGGAGUCGUUCGACAUGUUCCUGAAUGGUAACUUUGUCGCGCUUACCGCUUUCAAAAACCACUAUGGUAUCGACGUCGAGGGACACGGUAAAACUAUUCCAACCAAAUGGCAGUCCUCCCUCUUCCAAGCUGGCCAAUGUGGUGCUUUCGUCGGAGUCUUCCUAGCAGGGCCAAUAACCAACCGGCUAGGGUAUCGGCUUACGACAAUCUUCGCUUUGCUGUUGAUGAAUGCCACGAUUUUUGUGUCCUUCUUUGCCAACUCACUCACCCUCCUUGUGGUGGGCCAAGCCUUAGAAGGUGUCCCUUGGGGAUUCUUCAUUGCAAACUCCCCCGCCUAUGCCAGUGAGAUUGUACCUCUGUCCCUGAGAGGUGCCUGCACGGCUACUCUACAAAUGAGUUGGUCCAUCGGUUCAAUCAUUGUCGCCGCCGCAACCUAUGGCUACAAUAACCGCAACGAUGAGUGGGCUUGGCGAGUGCCUCUUGCCUUGCAGUGGAUCUUCCCUACUCCCCUCUUGGUCCUCCUCUUCUUCGCCCCCGAGUCGCCUUGGUGGCUGAUUCGCCGCGGACGCAAAGAAGAAGCCCUUCGUUCCAUCAAGCGUCUUGGUAGCGACUCGCACGAGCAAGCUCAGCAGAAACUCGCCAUGAUAGAGCGAACCGUUGAGAUCGAAGCUCAAAUGGGUGGUUCCCCAACUCUCCUCGACCUUCUUAAGGGAACCGAUUUAAGACGAACAAUCAUCACCUGCUUGAUCUAUGCGUCGCAGAACUUCGCCGGUAACUUGAUUGCCAACCAGGCAACCUACUUUUUCGAGCAGGCCGGUAUGGGACCUGACCGUUCAUUCCAACUCAAUUUAAUCAACUCGUGUCUUCAAUUGGUUGCCAACAUCAUCUCUUUGCCACUAGCCUCCUCAUUUGGUCGCCGAACCAUCUAUCUCUGGGGCACAGCCACCAACAUCACUCUACUCAUGCUCCUCGGCGUCUGCGCCUCUAUCCACCAGAACCAAGCGACAAACUACGCCCAGGCCGUUCUGGGAAUUAUAAUCUCGUUCGUGUUUGCCGGCACUCUCGGACCCAUCUCAUACACCAUCAUUGCCGAGACCUCAUCCGUCCGUCUUCGCGCUUUGAGCACCGGUGUGGGUCGUGCCGCGUACUACGUUGCCGAGAUCCCCAUGAUCUACCUUGCCUCGCGGAUGCUCAACCCUAGUGGAUGGAAUCUCGCUGGAAAGUGUGGUUACGUAUGGGGAGGUACAGCCUGUGUCUGCUUUGUGUCGGCGUACUUCUUCCUUCCUGAACUCAAGGGCCGCUCUUACCGUGAAAGUGAUAUCUUGUUCAAUCGCAAGAUUCCUGCUCGGAAGUUCAAGUCGACUAUUAUCGAUGUUAGGGAUAAUGAGUAA
Molecule: messenger RNA, 1593 nt
Organism: Penicillium expansum
Lineage: Eukaryota; Fungi; Ascomycota; Eurotiomycetes; Eurotiales; Aspergillaceae
Product: putative MFS maltose transporter
Exons: 5
Coding region: 1-1593 (530 amino acids)
Biological process (GO): carbohydrate transport; transmembrane transport
Cellular component (GO): membrane
Molecular function (GO): carbohydrate:proton symporter activity
Source: RefSeq, a predicted model, not a curated record